Molecule: messenger RNA, 3759 nt
Organism: Papaver somniferum (opium poppy)
Lineage: Eukaryota; Viridiplantae; Streptophyta; Magnoliopsida; Ranunculales; Papaveraceae
Product: protein argonaute 1-like
Exons: 22
Coding region: 222-3506 (1094 amino acids)
Biological process (GO): regulatory ncRNA-mediated post-transcriptional gene silencing
Cellular component (GO): cytoplasm
Molecular function (GO): RNA binding; protein binding
Source: RefSeq, a predicted model, not a curated record
UAAAAUAAGUUUCACAGGGUUGUGAGGGUUCGGUUGGUAUAUUUUAAUUUAUCUCAAGAAUUAUUUUUAAUUUCUUCUCUCUCAAUACUAGAAUCCAGUCUCUUCUAACCCUACUAGUAUCCAUUCACUGAGAAAAAAAAGCUUUGUUUCUUCUUCUUCUUCUUCUACCAAAGUAAAGGCGGUUUCUCUCAGAAAUACAAGAACGGUUUUAAGAUACAGUCAUGGUGAGGAAGAGGAGAACUGAUCCAACUGGUGCUGAGAGUUCAGAUCCACCACAGCGUCAAACUGAAAGUGCCCCUUCAGCUGCACCUCAGGGAGGCCGUGGAGUGCAAGGUCCACCUGCACCUCAGGGAGGCCGUGGUGCGUAUCCAGGUCCACCUGCUCAACAGGGUGGUCGUGGAGGGUAUCAAGGUCCACCUGCUCAACAGGGUGGCCUUGGUGGGUACCAAGGUCCACCUGCUCAACAGGGAGCUGGUGGGAGAGGCUGGACUCCUCAACAAUCUCAGCAAGGAGGCCGUGGAGGAUAUCCUCAGGGACCUGGUGGACAACCUCAGCGUGGGAUGGCUCCUCAGCAACAGGGUGGGCCAGUGCAGGGAUACCAAGGCCGAGGGCAGCAGCAGCAGCCGCGAGGGCCUCAACCUCAGCAAAACCCUGGUGAUGGUGGUCGUGUUGGCCCUUCGUCUAGUGGUCCUUCUAUGGAACCACGUCCCGACCUGCAUCAAGCUACCCAGGUCCCAGUUCAAAAAGCACCUACAAGUGUUGGAUCAACAAUUCCAGCUGGAUCUUUGUCUCAGCCCGAGGACCACAGUUUGGCUGAAGUAACCCAGCAAGCUCAAGAGUUAUCUUUAGCACCCAGUCAGCCUGUUGCCCCUGCGUCCAGUAAAUCCAUGCGAUUUCCUCUUCGACCUGGCAAGGGUACUACUGGAAUCAAAUGUGUGGUCAAAGCAAACCAUUUUUUUGCCGAGUUACCCGACAAGGAUUUACACCAAUAUGAUGUUUCCAUCACUCCUGAAGGUACAUCAAGGGGUGUCAACAGGGCUGUUAUGGAGCAGCUAGUGAAAUUAUAUAGAGAGUCGCAUCUUGGAAGACGCCUUCCUGCUUACGAUGGAAGGAAGAGUCUUUAUACCGCUGGACCAUUACCUUUUUCUAACAAGGAUUUCUCGAUUACCUUGAUUGACGAGGAUGAUGGCACUGGAGCUGCUAGGAGAGAGAGGGUGUUCAAAGUUGCUAUCAAAUAUGCUGCUCGAGCGGAUCUCCACCACUUGGGAAUGUUUUUGCAGGGAAAACAGGCAGAUGCACCUCAGGAAGCUCUUCAGGUUCUUGACAUUGUUCUGCGUGAGCUUCCGACUUCUAGGUAUGCUCCUGUUGGUCGUUCUUUCUAUUCCCCCAACUUGGGGAGAAGACAGUCACUUGGUGAAGGUUUGGAAAGUUGGAGAGGUUUUUACCAGAGUAUUCGCCCGACCCAAAUGGGUCUUUCAUUGAAUAUCGAUAUGUCUUCCACGGCUUUCAUUGAACCAUUACCUGUAAUAGAAUUUGUUACCCAGCUCCUGAAUAGGGAUGCACUUGCUCGACCCUUGUCUGAUGCUGAUCGAGUCAAGAUCAAGAAGGCCCUUAGAGGUGUGAAGGUUGAAGUAACUCAUCGAGGAAGUAUGCGCAGAAAGUACCGUAUAUUUGGAUUAACCUCUCAGUCAACUAGAGAGCUGACUUUCCCUGUUGAUGAGAAGGGCACCAUGAAAUCUGUUAUUGAAUAUUUUGGCGAGACUUAUGGGUUUUCUAUUCAGCACACUCAUUGGCCCUGUUUGCAAGUUGGAAAUCAACAAAGGCCAAAUUAUCUUCCCAUGGAGGUUUGUAAAAUUGUGGAGGGUCAGAGGUACUCGAAAAGACUCAAUGAACGCCAGAUAACUGCUCUUUUGAAGGUUACAUGUCAGCGGCCACAGGAAAGGGAGAAAGAUAUUAUGCAGACUGUUCGCCACAAUGCUUAUUAUGAGGACCCGUUCGCUAAGGAAUUUGGAAUAAAAAUCAGUGAUAAGCUUGCUCAAGUUGAAGCUCGCAUUCUUCCUGCCCCAUGGCUGAAGUACAGUGAAAGUGGUAGAGAGAGAGAUUGCUUGCCCCAAGUUGGCCAAUGGAAUAUGAUGAAUAAGAAAAUGGUCAAUGGGGGUAUUGUCAACAACUGGAUGUGCUUCAACUUUUCACGCAAUGUCCAAGACAGUGUGGCUCGCGGUUUUUGUUUUGAGCUUGCACAGAUGUGUCAUAUUUCUGGAAUGACGUUCAACUCUGAGCCAAUUCUCCCUCCUUAUACCGCUCGUCCAGAUCAUGUUGAACGAGCACUUAAGACUAGAUAUUCGGAGGCGAUGACUAAGCUUAAGGGCAAAGAACUCGACUUGCUCAUUGUGAUUUUGCCGGACAACAAUGGCUCACUCUAUGGGGACUUGAAACGUAUCUGUGAGACCGAACUUGGUCUUGUUUCCCAGUGUUGUCUGACGAAGCACGUCUUUAAGAUGAGCAAGCAGUACCUGGCCAAUGUCGCCCUAAAGAUAAAUGUGAAGGUCGGUGGGCGUAAUACUGUUCUGGUUGAUGCGUUGUCAAGGCGCAUACCGCUUGUCAGUGACCGGCCAACCAUUAUCUUUGGUGCUGAUGUGACCCAUCCUCACCCGGGAGAGGAUUCAAGCCCCUCCAUUGCUGCUGUUGUGGCAUCACAAGAUUGGCCAGAGGUAACAAAGUAUGCUGGUUUGGUGUGUGCUCAAGCCCAUCGCCAAGAGUUGAUUCAGGAUCUGUUUAAAGUAUGGCAAGAUCCAGUUCGAGGAACUGUGACGGGAGGCAUGGUUAAGGAACUUCUUAUCUCUUUCCGCAGAGCAACUGGACAGAAGCCUCAGCGUAUUAUAUUUUACAGGGAUGGAGUAAGUGAGGGUCAGUUUUACCAAGUUCUACUCUAUGAGCUUGAUGCUAUUCGCAAGGCUUGUGCUUCUUUGGAGCCAAACUACCAGCCACCUGUUACAUUUGUUGUGGUUCAAAAACGUCAUCACACAAGGUUGUUUGCAAAUAACCAUAACGAUCGUCAAACAAUUGACAGGAGUGGAAACAUUUUACCAGGAACUGUGGUAGAUUCCAAGAUUUGUCAUCCUACUGAGUUUGACUUUUACCUCUGCAGUCAUGCUGGUAUUCAGGGCACAAGUCGUCCAGCUCACUAUCACGUGUUAUGGGAUGAGAACAAGUUUACUGCUGAUGGGCUCCAGUCCCUCACAAAUAAUCUCUGCUACACCUAUGCGAGAUGCACUCGAUCUGUUUCAAUUGUCCCACCGGCCUAUUAUGCCCAUCUUGCUGCUUUCCGUGCUCGUUUUUACAUGGAACCCGAGACAUCUGAUAGUGGAUCCAUGGCAAGUGGUGCUGCUGGUCGUGGUGGUGGAGCUGUUGCCCGUGGUGGUCCUAGGGCUCCUGGUGCGGGUGCAGCUGUUAGACCCCUCCCUGCUUUGAAGGAGAAUGUUAAGAAGGUUAUGUUUUACUGUUGAGAGGGGACAGAGACAUAGUGGAGGGUUUCUUUCGGAGGCAGUUUUAUGAACCUAUUUAGUACACAAACAUAAAUCUUAUCUUUUAAGGGUUGCAGUUCUCUUUACUUUUUUAGUAGUGCUCUUUUGAACACCCAUGGUGUCUCUUUUUCUAUGAAACUAUGUUUCUGUGUCCUUGUGGUGCAGUUGACAAGCUUGUUUAAUGUCAAGUGAGAUACUUAAAGGUUUCUAUAUAAUUCGCAUCUUGGGAAGCUAA